UCUUCCCCAAGAUCAGAUAUGCCUGUUAUUGGACGUAAUGACGCACCCCUUGAUCAACCUACCCUACCUACGCUUCUGUCCACAUCUGACCAACAACUCAAAGAUCAGGAGUCUAGGCUGUCUACAGGAAGAGUACAUUCACUACCCAGCCUCAGUUAUGUGCAAAAAGUUGAUGCUUGGAACACAAACCAGAGAUCCAGCAGGUCAUUCUACAACAAUUUGUCUCUGCAAGGAUUUAAUUUUGUACCUCAGAGAAAAGAACAGGAAUCUGUGUCUGUGACAGUAAAACAACAAAGUCAACAACCUCCCAAAAAUUCAUUUCCAGUAUUUAAUGCCAAUAAUAGCACUCCAACUGUUCAGACAGGCAGUGGUGUACCAUCAUGUGCAGAUGUUGAAGAGGGAGGAUUUGCUGUAAGAUCCACCUCACCGUCACCAUUUACUCACUCCCAUUCUCAUUCGUCGCUUGGAACAGUCCUCAUCCCCGCCCAGCAGGAUAAAUUGCAGCUAAACCAAAAUCAGCUUCCACUUGAUGUCAUCUCUCCAGGCAUUAACUCUACUGCAGCUGAAUUGUCGCUGUCCUUGAGUGGAACAAGUGACCACAGGCCAGUUGGUGACUCAGGAACUGGUGGUGCAAAGACUGCUUUGCGCAGUGAGGAUCAGUACAGUGACAUGAACUUAAAUACCAAUAGGAGCAACAGGGUUUCUUGUUUUCCAGAUAGAUUUCAUGGUGAGCAGAGUUUUCAGGCGUCUCUAGGUGCCUCUUCUGUUGUAAGUCUUGAAGUGGACAAUUAUGCACCUUAUUGGACUUCCAGACCUGGGUCCCCGCCACAUCCCCCUGAGUUUAACAUAGAAGACCGAAUCCCAAUCUACCUUCAAAAUUUGGGAAUUAGUCAAUCACCUUCAAAAAUCUUAAAUCCCUUUACACACCAUGGACCAAUUAGAGAGCCUGAAUUUUCACCUACUGAUUUGUGCACCAUUAAAGGCUCAGUAGAAACACCCACCAAGAGCAUACAACCAUUUGAUGCUGAUAGUCUUCAGAAGGACACAUUCUCAAGUUCCAGUGUGCUUUCUGCUAAUUCCAGUGCCUCUUUAACACAGCUAUGUGUUCAGACGUCCAUUCAGCAGGCAACCAGACCAGCCAGUUCAGGCAGUUCAAGAAUGAUUGGCAGUCUUCCUGAGCCUCACACUCCAUUACACAGUGUUCCUCAAGGAGCUAAUAAUUCUCAUCGAGAGGGCAGUUAUGGCCUGCCAGCUGAGGAGAACAAUGAGUCUGCAGCUGCUCCUGUGACCUGGGAGCGUGUUAAAGAAGGGGAAUCAUCUCUAGUGGGAUCUGGAACACUGCAGGAGAUCAGGCGUUUGCUUGGUCAUGCAGAAAGCCUUGUUUCUGGUCACUUGUCAAAGACCUCUUCCCAUGGCUCACACUAUUAUUCAGAGAAUGACGCCUCCUUUUUGUCCCUAAGGCAGGACACAAAAGGAUAUCAUGAUGACUCGUAUUUGUCAGUUAAUGGAAAAAUUUCUUUGGUACUUGCUCGCUCUUCCUCAGACUCUGCCCUGAAGGAGAGCUUCUCUUCUUCGUCUGGACCUCUAGAGCUCUCUGCAAAAUCUGAUCACAUAAACAAUGGGCCCUCAACACCCUUUCAGGCCAGGGAGGAAAAUCCAAAGUCACGUGACUUCCGUGUGGCUCCAAGGAGAGCAGAGCCUGAGGGAUGCAGUGCAGCAGACCCAGAUAGGGUAGGCCCUAUGAGCCUAUCAAUUACACAGGGGAAUGCUUCCUCAAAAUUUGAUGGCCAGCAGCAAAGCCAGGACAAUACAGUAAAUUCUGUCAUCAGUUCAUCUGAGCAAAGUCCCAGCCACAGUCAAGCAGAGGCAGAAGCUGUUGUUGAUGCCAGCAGUGAGCAUUCACUGGCUUCUAGGGUUGCUAAGCUUCUGAACAGCGAGUCGUCUGUCUCUGUGGUUACCAGCCAGUCAAGUACUGCUGAUCCUGUUGAGAACCAAGCUAGAGAGUGGAUCAUGAUGAAGGUCUCUGGUGGAAAAUGUGAAACUUUAGAACUGAAUGCAGAAGACAGGAGAAGAAUAGAGGAGAUAAAAAGAGAACUACUGCUAUCCACUAAACACACCAAGUCGAGCUCAGAUUCAGAAAGCAGUACGCAGUCUAGUGUUGGCACUGUCCCCCAGCCUGCUGUAGGGUUUGCAGCUAUGCGCAGUGCAGAAGCGCAUCUCUCUGAGCAGCUGCAGAGAGUCAGUCGGCUUCCACUCGACUCCAGUGUUCCACUGCACACACCCCUGGAUGACAGAAGAAGUCAGUUUGCCAUCAAAGAAGGGGGUGGUAAAACUCAACACACACCUACUCUUCAGUCAGCAAGCCAAUGUCUUCAUACACACAACAGCCAUGCUUCCCAGAAUGACCUUGCAAUCGGAAGCAACUCGUAUUCAACCCUGAGGUCAUCUGAGGAGUGGAAACCAAUAUCUCAAAUGACAAGUAAAGCAACAAAGAAUAAAGGGGGCAUGGGGACAGUUGGAAAGGUAAAAGAAUUGAGAGACGAAGAUGAACAUCCAGAAACUAAGGAAAAUGGCCUGUUACCAACUACUGAAGCAGCUCACACUAUCAUCCAAGGAAAACAAGAGUUCACCCAAAGCUUGGAGUCAAGUUCAACCAUUGGUCAAAAACCUCACUUGUUAAAUAGCCAUAUCACACCUUUAGUGAAAUCGCAACCCACCAUCCAGAGACCUUACACACCUGCCAGUGAUUCCUGCACUUUUCCUGAGCUGCAAAGUGGAUCAAACCCACAUCAUUUAGACAAUCUGAGAGACGUCCCACUCCCAGUCUCCAGCACCAGUGAAGUACAGCAAGCUUCAGUGUCCAGUGGGACAAGCUUAAAUAAAGCAAGAAAUACAGACCAGGGUCAGAGCACAGCAAUGGUUCAUGAACAUUCACAGGUGACCUCAAGAUACCCACCAGCUUUUACUCCUCCUAGAAGACUUGAUGGUCCAAGUAGACCUUUAUUAGCUAAUGCAGCUGCUGUUCCAACGUUAUUGCCAUAUAAACCUCACGGCAGUUCAGAGCUCUUCUACAUGCCAAAGACUGUCCCUGAGGUCUCCCCUAAUCACUCUGAUACCACAGUGGAGAGCUCCCAUGCAGGAUCUGAUGACGCUGUGCCCCCUCAAUUUACCCCAGAGGUUUUGGGAUCUAGAGAGCUUGUGGAUAACAACGUAACACCAAAACAUAAGGAGGGCAUUUACAGCAAGAGGACCAAAAUGAAAAUAGAAUCCACUUUGUCUGGAAAAGGCUUUCAUGACCAAAGAGGCAAUACUAUUCCUCCCUAUUACCCUCCUGCUUUUAGGAAAUCUGUUGUUGUCCCUGAGAAUGAACAAAUGUCUGAGCAAAUUGAAGUGAGAGAAUCAUUUAUCCCUCUGCGCAUGGAGGCUGACUACAGCACUACUGAACUACAUCCUAACAACAGGGUACAAAAGCAUAAUAUGGGUACAGAAACUCAGAGGAUGGAUCAGGACAUGAAGGGACAAGAUCUUGGUGCAGAGAUUGUCAGCUCUCUGGAUCAGUUGUGGCGUCGCUUCAAUGAGCGAUGCAGCCUUCCGGAGACUCAAUCCUCUAAUGACGUAGAACUGUCACUGCUGGAGAGACUGGAACGCCUGUCCCGCCUUUUACACAGCUCCUCGCCACAACAGACACCUGAAGAGGCACACAGUAGUGAGGAGAAGGGCAAGAGUGGGAGGAGGGAACAGGAGCCAAGGAGAACACAAGGAAAAGACACAACCAGAAAGAGAAAAGAGAAAAAGAUUGAAAAUGAAGUGAAAGGUGUUCCAAAAACUGCAUGGGAACAGGAGUCCUUAAGUAUCAACCGGGCUUUAGUGGAGAAGAAGCAGCAAGAAAAUGACUGUUGUUGUCCCGCAGAGAGGGACGGGUCUGCUACUGUUUCUGUGAACACAAGCAGCAGCCAGUCUACUAUCGACACACAGCGGUUGAUCAGAGCUUUUGGACCGCAUCGAGUUAGCAGUGGGAAAGACAGUGUAGCUCUAAAUCAGACUCGACAUCCCAAUGAUGGCUUGAUGAAACUUUAUAGCACUAUUAAAAAGCAGAAGAGAGGACAUAAUAAAGGUGGCUCUGAAAAUCACCUUGUUUCUGUUUCCACAGAAACAAGCAACAUUGAUGACUCCUUGGCCUCAGACACUUUAUCGUCCUCAAGUCCUUAUAACCUACCCUUCAAAAGAGGCAAUGGACGUACAACUAAUUCUAAAAGGGCAAAGGUCAAACUUGUCAGCAGAAGCAUACAAACAGGUGAUUUGGAGAUUGUGGUCAAUGGCACUCGCCGAAACACGCGGGAUGUUGGCACUACCUUUCCUUCUCCAGGUAGUGCCAGAACCACUAAGGCAUCUUCAGCAGCCUGCAGUGAGGUGAAAUCUCAACCAGCGCUAAAGAGACAGGCACUCACUAAACAAACCCGCUAUCCAAGUGGUUUGUCAUGGUUUGUUUCUGCUGAUGAACUGAAAUGGGAUGCGCGUAAGGAGAAUAAGCCGCAAACAGAUGCAGGGCGGUCUGAAGGCCAGGCCUGGUAUGAGCCCUACACCAGGACGCAGCCAUGGAGAGAGCCGCUCAGAGAACGACACAUUCAAGUGGAAAGAGAGAAGCACCCUGAGCAAAAAACACAUUCAGAGAAUGACUGUGACAGCAAACCCUCUGCACUGGUCCGCAUGUCUCUGCAGGAGGCGCUAGAGUUGCAUCGACCAGAGUUUGUCUCUCGUUCUCGGGAGCGGAUGAAAAGGAUGUGCCUGUUGACGGAGGAAAGAAGGAUGCAAGCUGUCUUUAGGAAAGAAAGAGAGGAGCUUUUUAAUCGUGCUGCAGUCAUGCCCCAGCCAAAAGCAGCGCCAGCUCCUCCACCUCUUCCCUCCAAGCGUGUUAUUCCCAUAAGUGAAAUGAUUCAGAGGUCCAAGCGAAUUUAUGCUCAACUCCCAGAGGUUCAGAAAAGGAAAGAGGAAGAACGGAGGAAAGCUGAGUACAACUCUUACCGCCUAAAUGCUCAGCUAUUUAACAAGAAAAUUACCAACCGUGUGCUGGGAAGAAGAGUGCCUUGGCAGUAGUUUGAAGAAAUAUCAACCCAAACUGUCUGUUCUACGUGUAGUGUCUGUGUUGUUUUUGGUGUAAUCACUUGUGAUGUAGGUAACUAAAUUAUUUAUUUUGUAUAAAUUUAAUUUUCUUAAUAUUUUAAUAAUGUUUUACAUAUAUAUUAAAUGAACUUUUAGUGGUACAUAGUACCAUGUUUUUUAAAAAAGGUUUUAUCAGUGUUUUCUUUUAAAUAAAGAAGACU
Molecule: messenger RNA, 5321 nt
Organism: Clarias gariepinus (North African catfish)
Lineage: Eukaryota; Metazoa; Chordata; Actinopteri; Siluriformes; Clariidae
Gene: alms1
Product: ALMS1 centrosome and basal body associated protein
Exons: 15
Coding region: 19-5094 (1691 amino acids)
Biological process (GO): regulation of centriole replication
Cellular component (GO): centrosome; centriole; cytosol
Source: RefSeq, a predicted model, not a curated record